Molecule: messenger RNA, 2894 nt
Organism: Osmerus eperlanus (European smelt)
Lineage: Eukaryota; Metazoa; Chordata; Actinopteri; Osmeriformes; Osmeridae
Product: phosphatidylinositol 5-phosphate 4-kinase type-2 beta
Exons: 10
Coding region: 499-1734 (411 amino acids)
Biological process (GO): phosphatidylinositol phosphate biosynthetic process
Cellular component (GO): plasma membrane
Molecular function (GO): 1-phosphatidylinositol-5-phosphate 4-kinase activity; 1-phosphatidylinositol-4-phosphate 5-kinase activity
Source: RefSeq, a predicted model, not a curated record
UGCAGUCUAGACGCCAUCUUGAGGAGACCCCAAAGCUCCAAACUGGUGACAACAAUCUCAGGCGCAUCAUAAUGGGAUUACUAACCUCAAAAUAAAAUCACCUCAAAACGUUUUGGGCUUCACACGACACCAGAAAGGAGGGAAGUCGCCCAUACAAGAGCUCUGUUACAACACAGCGAAGACUACAGUUCAUCUAAAGGCAACCUUGCCUGUAGCUAGAUGGCCGGCUAGCUAUCUAUGCCAGCUGGUCUGUGCACCGCUCCGGACUGAACCGUGGCCUGCUUGGGAGGAAGGGUGGUGACGGCGCAAAAUGCAAUCCCGUUGAUUUACAACGGAAUCUCAUUUGAUUCAAAGACACUGCGAAUCGGACAACGAACAUGAUAAUGCACUUAUAAAUAUUACGCUCUUAACUUCAAAUCUAGUUGCCUGAAGGGUUAAUUGCAAGCUUGCUUCAUUGCAGUGCUGUCUUGCGUUGCCUAAAUAGUCUAAGCAAGAGACAUGUCAUCCAACUGUACCAGCGUAGCGCCGGUGAGCGCGAGCAAAACGAAGACGAAAAAGAAACAUUUUAUAGGACAGAAAGUGAAGUUGUUCCGUGCAAGUGAGCCUAUUCUCAGCGUUUUAAUGUGGGGUGUCAACCAUACGAUCAACGAGUUAAGCAACGUUCCUGUACCAGUCAUGCUGAUGCCGGAUGAUUUUAAAGCCUAUAGUAAGAUCAAAGUGGACAACCACCUAUUUAACAAAGAAAACCUGCCCAGUCGCUUUAAGUUCAAAGAGUACUGCCCAAUGGUGUUCCGGAACCUGCGAGAGAGGUUCUGCAUCGAUGACCAGGACUACCAGAACUCUCUGACGAGGAGCGCACCGCUGAACAGCGACUCCCAGGGUCGCUUCGGCAACCGCUUCCUGUCCAGCUACGAUCACCGCUUCGUCAUCAAGACGGUGUCGAGCGAGGACAUCGCCGAGAUGCACAACAUCCUCAAGAAGUACCACCAGUUCAUAGUGGAGUGUCAUGGCAGCACCCUUCUCCCCCAAUUCCUGGGCAUGUACCGGUUGACCGUGGACGGCGUGGAGACCUACAUGGUGGUGACCCGGAACGUGUUCAGCCACCGGCUGACCGUGCACCGCAAGUACGACCUGAAGGGAUCCACUGUCUCAAGAGAAGCCAGCGACAAAGAGAAGGCGAAGGAACUCCCAACCUUCAAAGACAACGACUUCCUGAACGAGGGCCAGAGGCUGCCGAUAGGCGACGACAACAAGAAGUACUUCCUGGAGAAGUUAAAGCGCGACGUCGAGUUCCUGGCCACCCUGAAGAUCAUGGACUACAGCCUGUUGGUGGGGAUCCAUGACGUGGAGCGGGCGGAGCAGGAGGAGAUGGAGGUGGAGGCCGGCGGGGAGGAGGAGGAGUACGAGAACGACGGCAUGGGGGGGGCCCUCACCGGCUCCUUCGGAACCCCUCCCGACAGCCCCGGGAACCCGCUGAACUUCGGCGGGUUCUUCGGCCCCGGCGAGUUCGACCCCUCGGUGGACGUGUACGCCAUCAAGAGCCAUGACGGCGUCGUGAAGAAGGAGGUGUACUUCAUGGCCAUCAUCGACAUCCUAACGCACUACGACGCUAAGAAGAAAGCUGCGCACGCUGCCAAAACUGUGAAACACGGGGCUGGGGCUGAGAUCUCCACCGUAAACCCAGAGCAGUACUCCAAAAGAUUCUUUGAGUUCAUGUCCAACAUCCUAUCAUAGAAUCAUCCCUCCUCCCCUCAGCCAACCACACCCUGUCAUAGACCCAUCGGCCCCGCCCCCUGUCCAACCUACAGCCCUGGCUUAGCCCCGCCCCCCACCCCUCCUGUCCAACCUACAGCCCUGGCUUAGCCCCGCCCCCUGUCCCCGCUGGUACCCUGUCAGCUUGGGGAAGGAUAGACUGAAAGUAAGGAUGCACAGAGAUGAGGCUGUUACAAUUGUCCCACAGAGAGGGGGUGUUGGACUCUUUCUGGAGAAAAAAAAAAAGCAAUGUGCCCUCCCCCCCUACUACCCCAACCCCCUUUGCUUCCUCAGUCUGAAUGUUCUACACAGGAAGCUUGUAGAACACAAACGAGUUUGGAAUGGUAUCUGAGAAGAGGAGAGCGGCCCCCCUCCCCUGCCACCUUGUAUUCCUUCUCACGCCAGCACGGGAACUGUCUCACUAAUGCCUUGAACGAGUGUGUCAGCUUCAGCAGUAAGAGUCUGUUAGUACCGUCUGUUUGGUUUCUGUUCAUGUUGUUGUUGUUGUUGUUGUUGUUGUUUAUUAUUUUUUCAGACACACAAACACACAGACAAGACAAACACACACACACACACACACACGCUCUCCCUCCUUUUUUUCCGCACAGACGCAGAUGAAUGGUCAGAUUGCAUGAAUCUCUAAAACUGUAGCCAGCAGGCUUUCAGACGCCACCUCCUGGACAACCAGGAGGACUACAACAAACUGAAAUGUAUUUGGACGUCCGUAGGAGGUAAAUUAAUAUAUAAGGGUUCAUUAGGUAAAUGAAUGCAAUAUCAAAAAUGCAUGGCUAAAAAUGUACAUGGCUCCACCAGUUAGUCAAAACGUCAAACCACUGAACUUAGCAUCUGAGCAUUUUGACUAAAACAUAAGUGUUUGAAUGUUACGUUGCCAUAUUGUUUUGAAAUCUUUUAAACGUUUUAACCAUGAACUUGGUCGGUUAAAAGAAGAAAAAAAAAUCACAAAAAAGGGGAAUUCUAAAGCAAAUACUUGUUUUAUUACCAUAAGAAUAAUUUUUAUAUCUUGUUUACAUUAAUGUAGCAUUUGUGUUUGUAUACAGUAUUGUUUUGUUACCAACAGACAUUAGAACAGAAAAGUUACUUGAAAAUGAUUCAUUGCAUAUUAAAGGGAGUUUUAUCUUGUG